Molecule: messenger RNA, 648 nt
Organism: Suillus clintonianus
Lineage: Eukaryota; Fungi; Basidiomycota; Agaricomycetes; Boletales; Suillaceae
Exons: 7
Coding region: 1-648 (215 amino acids)
Source: RefSeq, a predicted model, not a curated record
AUGUCACCGUACUGGAGCAGAAGUUCGACGUACGCUAGACCUAAAAAUCGAUACUUCGAGUCGUCUUAUCUCCAAAUGGCUCCGCGUGUCUAUUCAGAUGACGAGGACGCGCCUCCACGACGUCCUAAACGGGUUGCUGUGCCAUCUGCCAAGGCUCAUGUUGCCGCUAAUGCUGCACCCUCGCACAUCCAAACCCCCAUCACUGUCACUGACUUUGAUGAGGAUGAUAGUGACAUUGAAUCACUUCACAGCAAAACAAGACGGCUCAUGAAAGGCAAAAAACGCGCUCGUGCUGCUGCCGACGGCAACAGUGAAGGGGCUGAACUGGAGCCAGAUAGCCUCCUGAAUGAGGCACUGCCAUCCGCAACUAUCAAUCCACCACAGGCUCCCGCUAUCGUUGACGACGAACUUGAUGCCGACGGAUUUCUAAAGGAUGUGCAAGUUAUGGACAUCGAUGAGCCCAAAAAGUCGCGCCAAGAGCAGCGAAGCCGCGACAUCAAUAAAAUUUUUUCAGCACCUUAUUCUGGCGAUAAAGGCAAGAAGUAUCGUCAUUGCGUGCUAUGCAGCAAAAAAACGAAGAAACCUGUUGCUUUUGUCAACGAAAUAACAACCAUGCGCCAUCACAUGGACACUUUGCAUCGGGACUAA